CUUUCUUCGUCUUCUUCCGCCCACGGAAAGCAUGACGCUCCGGCUGUCCUUCGGUCCUGCGCGGUCGCGAGUCGCAGCGGUCGAGUCGCAGCGCAGCGGCGAUGGACCCCUUUGAAAAUGCAGCGCUGGAUCCAUGGUCCGGGAAAUCUUUAGGAGAAGUCGAGAAGCCCGAGGGCUUUGACGCCUUCUGGCAUGAGCAGGAGGCCGUCCAGCGUGGUGAGAAGGAGCCACCUCCAGACCUUUUGGCUGGAGGGGAGGAGACUGGGAAGAAGGGCAAGGGCAAGGGCAAGGGCAAAGGCGGCAAAGGACGCCGGAACUCGCGCUACAACGUGGUCGCGAGGCCUCCGCCCCGUGCGCGUCCCAGUCAUUUCGUCGCGAUCCGGCUCUUCUCGCGGAUGAUCCGUCGAAAUGUGCAGCAGAUGCAGCAGUGGUUCAUCGCCAAGAACCCCUUAUUUGAGCAGUGCCUGGUGCCGGUGAGGCGCUUGCACAGCUCCUUGCUGCUCACGGCCAUUCCGCCGGAGCGCCGCGGCGAGGCGCAGGAGGCCUGCCAUGAAGCAGGAGAAGAGAUCCGAGACUUUCUCGGGGAUCAACCGGUGAAGAUCGUCGCCAGCGGCAUCAGCUCCUUCAAUGGCCAGAUCCUCUUCACGCGGCUGCGCACCGAGCCGCACGACAUGCUGCAAGCCAUCCACGACGCGCUCUCGAGCGCCUUCAUGCGGCAUGGCUUUCCGGUGCUGGACGAGAGCGCGAAGUCGUGGCUGGAAGAGGGAGAGGAGCCGCACGACUUCAAGGCGCACGCGUCCUUCAUCAAGGUCUCGAAGGCGAUGGCCCACGCCAAAUCGGAUGCUGAUAAGCGCAAGUUCCGAUCCCUGCGUCUCGCGUCCGACGAUCUGGACGCGUGGCGCGACGUGUUCUUCGGCACGCAGAUCUGCACGGAGUUUGAGCUGCUGGACAUGAUUGGAUCGAGCCGUGAUGGCUACUAUCCGUGUUUGCAACUGGAGCACUUUCAUGACCGGACCGUCAUGGUCUCAGAGCCCAACCUCGAUGUGAGUCUCGCAGCAGGUCCCGUGCGCACGGCGAAGCUUCGGGUGGAUCAACAGGCGGGUGCUGGGCUGCAGCUCUCGGCCUGCGAGGCUGGAUACCUCGUGGAGGAGCUGGACCCUUGGCCCGGCCAGUCGGACCUCCGCGCCGGCGAUGUGAUCGUGGCCAUCGGCGAGGAGCUGCUCAUUGGCCUUUCCGAGGCCAAAGUGGAAGAGGAGUUUGGCAAACACUUUGAAAAUGGUGCCUUGACCAUCGUGGGCCCCCUGGAGCUCUUGCAACAGAUGCCCCUGGACCACGUGCGCCGCGCCGCCAACCGCUUGCUGCGCCCCUGGCGCGACGACCGCGGCAGCGUCGGCAGCGUGGGGUCGGUGCUGGUGACCUCGCCCGCGGGCGUGCCGCGGGGCAAGCGCCACCGCUUCCGCGUGACGGCGCAGGAGUUCCGGCCGGAUCCACUGAACCAACCCGGGGGUGAUCCCUGGGCGAAUGCCGCAGCGAAAGGCUAUGUCUAUCCCGAAUACACCGGUUGGGGUACCAAGUUCAAGAAGCGCAAGGCAACGGUGGUCGAUUCCUCGCGUUUCCUGUCGAAGCCCAAAGCAGUGCACGUGGACGAGCACGGCUUCUUCGAGAACAAGGAGUUGACCAAGGUGCAUCAACGGCUGCAUCAGAGUUUGCGGCGGGCCAACUCACAGGAGAAGGUGCUGAGCAUCAUCAAAGAGGAAAAAGGCCUCCUGAGCACCUCCAACCGCGUCGUUGCCCUGACUCGCCUGGCUUCCUUGGAUCGCAGCGCUGAAUGCACCAGGGAUCCGCGCGUGGAUGAGCUCUUGAAGGAUCUCUUGGAGGACUUGGAGGCCAUCGAAGAGUCUCAAGUCACUUUGCCUCCACCGACCAUGGCGAGCUUGGCACUUGGCAUGGCUCGGCUGGGUUUGCGCCACCCGGAGAUCUUCCGUUGUCUGGGACAAGUGGUUCGGCGUUCUGGGCUUUGGAGCUUCGCGGACAACGAGGCCGCGUCGCUGCUGGAGGGCUUCUCGCGCGCCCGGCGCUGCGACGAGGUCCUCUUCCAGGAGGCAAGUCGGCUGAUCAUGGCACGGAUGGAUUGGAUGGAGCCCAAAGCGCUGACGACGAUGAUGACGGCCUUCGCGUGUGCGAACCUAGCCAUUGAAACGCUCUUUUUCGCCGUGGGCGACUGCGUGCUCCGGCGCAUCGAGCACGGCGAGGCCUGGAGCUUGCGGCCGCUGGCGGAGCUGGCCGACGCCUUCGCGCGCGUGCGCAUGCGGCACGCGCUGCUGCUGGACGUGGUGCCCGGCCGCUGCGAGAAGGCCAUCCCGUCGGUGGAGGCGCUGGUGCUGCUCUUCUCCGCCUACGUGGACUCGCGGCAGGGCUUCGGUCCGGCCGAGCUGCGCGACGCGUUGGCGAGGCAACUGCUGGAGCGGCAAGGAGAACUCAGUGCCACCUUGAUGCGGCGCCUGCUCCAAGCCGCCGCGCGGGCCCGUUGGCCCAGCCAUGCUUUGCUGGAGGCGGCUUCGCAGGUCGCGCUGCGAGAGCCCAGCACCUUUGAGAUCGAUGCCAUGUUCGACUGUUUCCUGCAGUUGCGGGUGGUGCCGCCCGCGGAUUUCCCCAUCAGCGCGGAGAAGAAGAAGCAGCGAGAAGAGCGACUGAAGGCGAGAGAAGAGAGGCAGAGGCGCUGGAAGGAGAAGCAAGGUGAGGGCGCUGAGGGAGAGGUGGAAGCUCUGGAGGAGGCGUCGCUGCCAGAUCAUGCGCUUCGCACUUGCCGUUUGCGUGUGGAGCGUGAUGUUGGAGCUGGCUUGGUGGGUUCGGAUCUGGAGUUUCUGGCUGGAAAACCAGACCAUCACAGCGCACGGGUUUCGCUUUGGACGCCGAGUUGGGCCGGUCCCGUUCCGCAGCUUCCGAACGCCUUGGGGUUCCAACCCGAGGAACUGGAGGCCUGCGGCGCAGGCUACCUGGUGGUGGAUUGCUUGGCGCCCGAGCAGAGCCUCCGCUGUGGGGACAUCAUCGUGGCCAUCGAGCGUCGCGUGUUGAUCGAUCUGAGCGAAGAGGACGUGGAAGAGAACUUCGGCGCCGAGUUCUGCGAUGGAGCCGCUUUGGUGGUCGGCACCUUCGAGGAGUUGCAGCACUUCUCCCUGCGGAGCAUUCGCCGCAAGGCCUCCGACCUGGCGGGCGGACGCGCGGACGCGCCCGAAGCCAGUCCAGCCGGUCCAGCCGGGCCGGGAGCGACGGGAUGCGAAGGUCCUCCUUCAAAGCUCUGCAGUCCCCGCGCGCCGCGCUCAGCCGCGUCGGCCGCCGGCGCCGCGGCGAGCAGCACGGUGACAGAGCCGGUGGCAGAGGUGCCGAGGGCGGUGCGCGGCCGUCGAGGCAAACAUGGAGUCAGAAGCACUCUGGAGGAGAAUGAAGGGAGCAGAGAGGACGUGGAGAGGAAGAGAACAGCUGACACAAACACAGGUGACAGAGAAGGAGACAAAGAAAGGAGGAACGAGCCCAAAGGAGCAGGUUCGACUGGCUCGAUGGAGAAGAAGUCGUACUACCAAGCACCAGCCAAAGGCCAAGGCUCAGGACAGCGGGUUUGGCGGCCAAAGGUGUGAGGGAGGGAGGAAGCUCUUCAACGUGGUGAUCGCGACCAAGAGAGGUAGCCAGUGACCCAACGACUAGGACCCGGAACACCUGGGGUAGUCGAACAGUCAGGUCCUGACCCACCUCUGGUCCGGGACGUGUACAGAAGUCUGUCCUUUCACGAAGGUUUUCUUCGUGCGCUUCGUCGCCGGCCCGGAGAAGAAAAAGGAUCGAAGCCCAGAAACCACCCAUUCAUUGGGUAUGUCAUGGGCAUGGCGCGGCAUGUUCUGGCAUGGCUCAUGGACUCAUGGCAAGUUGAAGAUGUGUUGAAGAGAUUCUUCUGAACUCAGAAAAAACUCCCUAGAAGUCCUGGCCCACCCUUGUUUUAAUCGCCGGGUCAUCCCGAACCACCGACGCUGUUUCACUCAUAAGUGUUUGACACGAACCGGGUCACCAGAUCAGUCCCAUGUCAAAAACUGGUCUUUCCUGGACUUCCAAAGGGGUGCCUUUUUGUGGGGGAUACGGGGGCUUUGGUCGCGGGGUUGGCGCUGUGCGGGCGGGCGGAGAGGGAAGCGGAAAGUUGGGCUGUGAGCGGCUGGCAGGUAGAGCAGAUGGGAUGAGUCUUCGACGGUGAGACCUCUUUGAUCUCUUGUCUGUCAUCUCAUUUGACAACACGAAGCGGGAUGACACCCGAUCCAAAAGCCGAAACAUUCAGAACAACAACCCGAAAGUUGAAGAAGAACGAGCCGAACCCCGAAAUUCAUCACAAAAAACUCCAUAUAACUUGUUGAUACAGAACACAUCAGAACACUCCAAAUUCAGAACCACACCCGAACACCGUG
Molecule: messenger RNA, 4445 nt
Organism: Durusdinium trenchii
Lineage: Eukaryota; Dinophyceae; Suessiales; Symbiodiniaceae
Source: the annotation of a GenBank genome assembly